CAUGAUGAACGUAAUUCAGAUUGUUCGUGACCACUGGGUACAUAUACUUGUGCCUGUGGGAUUUGUCCUUGGAUGUUAUCUAGACAAAAAGAACGAUGAAAAGCUAACUGCCUUCCGGAACAAGAGUUUGUUGUUUAAAAGGGAAUUGAGACCCAAUGAAGAAGUCACCUGGAAGUAAAGGCUGUGACUGAAAUACACAAUGUUCACAUUUUAAAAAUUGGGAGAGAAAUAAAAACACAUUCAUUAUUUAA
Messenger RNA from Puma concolor (puma), 251 nucleotides. Lineage: Eukaryota; Metazoa; Chordata; Mammalia; Carnivora; Felidae. The record is from RefSeq and is a predicted model, not a curated record.